GAGCUGAGAGAUUAUGUUGUAAAGUUGUUUUUUUUGUUUUUGGUCAUCGUGAAUUCGUGACCGGGUUGUAGUUAUUAGUUAAUAUAGUUACCUUUAAAAGUUUUGAACUUCAAAAAUCUUACAUUAUUUUUCGUAUAUUAUUAUCUUCUUACUGUAGAGAGUUGAUAUUUAAUCAUUUUAACUGCAAUCCUUGGUUUUAUUGAAACAGUGUGAAAUUACUAUGGAUUCACUUAUACGAAUUGUAAAUAAACUUCAGGAUGUUUUUUCUGUGUUUGGAGAACAGCAACUUACUGAUUUACCACAAAUUGUUAAUUUACCACAGAUUGUGGUUGUGGGAACUCAAAGUUCUGGAAAAAGUUCAGUUCUAGAAAGCAUCGUGGGAAAAUCAUUUUUACCUAGAGGAACUGGUGUAGUUACCAGGGCACCAUUAGUAAUACAAAUGAUAAGGUACACUGAGGAAACAAGAAAAUCUAUGUUAAUGUCAAAUAACAUUGAGGACAAUGAAACAUUAACAGAAUGGGUAGAGUUUUUACAUAAGCCAAAUGAAUAUUUUAUUGAUUUCAAUUUGGUACGCGAUGAAAUUGAAUGUAGGACAAACAUUCUAGCUGGAACCAAUAAGGGCAUAACACACAGUCAAAUUUUAUUGAAAAUUCACACUAAUCGCUACGAUCUAACUUUUGUAGAUUUGCCAGGAAUAACAAAAGUAGCUGUAGGAGACCAACCUGAAGACAUCGAUGAACAAAUACAAAAAUUGGUUAUUUCUUAUGUAAAACAGUCCAACUCUAUUAUUUUAGCAGUGGUGACUGCAAAUACAGACCCGUCAACAAGUGAAAGUCUUCAAAUAGCAAAAAAAUUAGACCCUGAUGGUAUUAGAACUAUAGCUGUAGUUACAAAAUUGGAUCUGAUUGAUGAUGGAACACAACAAGACACAAAGGAUUUACUGUGUGGUCGUAGGAUUCCGGUAAAAUUAGGCAUCAUCGGUGUAGUGAACAGAAGUCAAAAAGACAUCAUUGAAAAUAAAUCAAUGGACGCAACACUGACGUCAGAAACAGAAUUUCUUAAAACUAACUAUCCAGAUAUAUAUACGAAACACGGCAACAAAGCAUUAGCUCAUACGUUGCAAAUGGUAUUGAUAACACACAUUAAAAAAGUAUAUCCAAAACUUAAAUUUGAACUCGAAGAAAUGAAACAUAAAUUGGGAAAAAAACUUUUGGCCAUGCAUACACCAGAUAACAAUAUAUCUUUUUUAAUAGGACUUCUAAAGGAUAUCAGCAAAUCUUAUGAAGACACUAUAAAUGGAAAUCAAAAUGAUGUUUCAGUUGAAAAAAUUGUUGGUGGCGCUAGUAUUGCUCGAAUAAUCCAACAAAAAUAUCUAAAGACAAUAAAUGCCAUUGACCCAUUACAGGAUUUAUCAAACGAAAAUAUUGCAAAAAUAUUAUUAAAUACAUCAGGUACUAACCAAAGUACUUUUGUGAAUGAAAAGGCGUUACAAAAGAUUUUAAAACGACAAUUAAAUAACUUGAUCGAGCCAUCAUUGGAUUGUGUAGAAUUGGUACGCAAUGAGAUGUUAAAUAUAUUGAAUUCCAUUGAUAUCAGAUGUUUAGAAACACUCAAACGAUACCCACAACUCAAUGAAGAUGUGCAAAAAGUUUUUGAUAAGUUGCUGGAAGAAAAUGUGAAUAAUAUCAAAGAAUUUAUUGCAUCAUACAUAGAAUCUUAUCAAGAAUGUUUAAAUACUGCAAAUCCAGAUUUUAUAAUGGAAAUUGUAAAAUCGAAUAAUACAAUUCAAGAAGAAAUUCUUGCAGCGGCAAAUAUAAAUAAUUAUGCUAAUGAUGAUACAUCAGAUACACUAUUAACAACCCAGCCUGCUUUCACGUUUGGAAAGUCUCUAGGAAAGCCAAUUCCCAUUUCCCAACUAAUUCCUGACAAAGUGGCCCAACUCAAAAAAAUAGAAAUUAAUAGAAUACAAAUGUUGAAUCAAUUAUUAUCAGGUCUUAAUAACCAAGAAGUAUCCUUAGAAUCGUCUGAACAGGUAAAGUUACAUAGAGAUUUAAGUCAAUGUUAUUUUGAGUACAUCAGAAAAAUUAUACGGGACUUUGUGCCCAAAAGAAUUAAACAUAAAAUGAUAAAUUCAUUUUUAAAAGACCUCGAUAAGCGUUUAAAUGAAGAAAUUUUUCAAACUUAUUUAAUUGAAAAGAAAAUUGAUGAGGUACUUUUAGAAGAUGAAAGUUUUAAAAAUGAUAGAAAUAAUGUUGAGGCCAAGUUGGAUGCAGUAAGAAAAGCUUUAAAAAGUAUGAUUGAUAUUCAAUAUUUUUAAUUUAUUUUUUGAAAAUCUAAAUUCUUACUUUCGACAUAAUAUAAUAGCAUUUAUAAUAGUUAAUGGACAUCUUAAACAUAAGUUUCUAAUUUAUAUAUUUUUAUAUAACAUAAUUAUAAAAAUUAUCCAUUUUGUUAUGCCUUAAUUUAUAUUAUAUAUUAUUUAAUUUAAUUAUUCAUUUAAAAAUAAAUUAUACGCCUUUAAGAUCUUUCUAUGCUGUUGCAUUUGAAAUUUCUACUUUUGUGUACAAAAAAACAUAAUUCAGUC
Molecule: messenger RNA, 2584 nt
Organism: Rhopalosiphum padi (bird cherry-oat aphid)
Lineage: Eukaryota; Metazoa; Arthropoda; Insecta; Hemiptera; Aphididae
Product: dynamin-1-like protein
Exons: 3
Coding region: 221-2317 (698 amino acids)
Cellular component (GO): membrane; cytoplasm; microtubule
Molecular function (GO): microtubule binding; GTPase activity; GTP binding
Source: RefSeq, a predicted model, not a curated record